Messenger RNA from Hydractinia symbiolongicarpus, 2415 nucleotides. Its product is annotated as fez family zinc finger protein erm-like. The transcript is spliced from 3 exons. Bases 236 to 1942 code for a protein of 568 amino acids. Gene Ontology annotation, biological process: regulation of transcription by RNA polymerase II. Lineage: Eukaryota; Metazoa; Cnidaria; Hydrozoa; Anthoathecata; Hydractiniidae. The record is from RefSeq and is a predicted model, not a curated record. Gene Ontology annotation, molecular function: DNA-binding transcription factor activity, RNA polymerase II-specific; RNA polymerase II cis-regulatory region sequence-specific DNA binding.
CGCAGUUAUCACCUUCGCUCUUUAUUCUGUUUUUGUUUUCAAGAAGAUAAAAACACCGCGAAGGAGCAUUUAUGUGAGCAUUUUUAAAAUUAAUUAAUUAUUAACAGCAGGCUAGUCGAAGGGUAAACUUCCCGACGCGAAGUGCGUUCACGGCAGGGAAUAUUUAAAUAUAAGUACGAAAGAAAACACUUCGGUUUAUCUUUUUCAUUUGGAAGAAAUUUUCACCUCCAGUAAGAUGGUGGCCAUGCUGCCUAUGUUAACGAUGAAUGAAAAUCAUGACAAUCAAAAAGAAGAAAAACCUUCAAGUUUGGGACAGGUUGUGAUUUACGAAUCUGGGAAAGCACUACUGAAAGUGGAAACCGGUACAACAGUUGAAGUGAUGAAACUGCUAUACGAAGCCGAAAAUAAGAAUUUCGACAGUGCUAACAUCAUCGGCGUGAGGCCACGGAAUUCGAGUGAUAUACCAUGCAUUGUUACUCUCGAUGAAUCUAAACUUGAUGAUGUUGCGUAUGAUCUUAUUGUAAAAGAUAAAAAAUCAAUUACAUCACCAGUAUCGAGUGAUGUUUCAUCGAAUGGAUACGCUACACCACACGAACGAAACGAACGAUCCGUUACGACACGAUGUAUCGAUUGCUCUCGUGAAUCGUGGAAAACAAAACGAUACACAAGUGUUGGAAUGAAUACUGAAAUUAGCAUUAACCCUCUUCUUGAAAUCGAUUCGUUGCGAUCCAUGUCUGCAUCGAGUUCUUAUCAACCGGCUCAACAACCUAAUACUGAGACCACUUACCAGUCCCGCCCAAGAGGACGACCCCCAAUUCAACGGCCUGUUCCAAUUCCGCCACCAGGAAAUAUCGUUUACAGUAGUGUGCACAAGAAGGAUUAUGUUGUGGCUGCUUUACCGGCUGUUCCAAGCUGCGUUACUGAUAUUGAAUACAUGGAUCGUGGUAAUUAUCGAAAUCGUUCACCAAGAACAUCGCCUAUUCCACACAUUCAUAGUGGGGGCCACACGAAGAUCUGUUAUCCUCCGAUGAGCAAAACCAUUGAUUUAGAUGCUGUGCAUUACGAAAAUUUAAGACACAGACAUCCACCUCAGUUACACUCGCCCAACCAUCAUAUGGUCUUGGAAGCAGAAGGUGGGAAAAUGUCCCCAAGAAGGAGACCACGAAGUAGAUCGCCUGUUAUUCAUCAUGGAAAUGGUUAUAUUAAAGCAGAAGACGCCUUUCACCACCAUUCGCACAAAACUGACGACCGACGACACAUUUAUCACAGCGAGUAUGUGCGUGUUGCAACUCAAUACCCAUACGAGCACGUGCCAACUGUCGCAGCAUUUCCCGCACAUCACCCAGAACCUGAGAGCGAGCCACCAGUGUAUGUUUUGCCAAAUGAUUUCGACAUGAAGCGUGAUCGCAUUGAUCAGCACAUCAUGAGCUAUGAACAAGCUAAAGAGUAUCAGCCGAAUCAACGUGAUAUAUCGGAGAACGGUUUAAAACAAGUUGCAGUUGGCGCAGAGAGAACAUCACCUGAUGCCAGUGAUUCGGGAAAAUCGGGUACAGAUGAAACUUCAACAGCCGAAGUUUCAAAUGUACGCACGCUUUCCUGCAAAAUUUGCAAACAAACCUUUCCGACCAAAAGUACAUUAUACAAACAUUUGCGUGGUCACACAUCCGAUGAAAAACCAUUUAAAUGUCAUGAGUGUGGACAGGGCUUUACACUGAGUAGCAACCUGCGACAACAUCGUAUAAUCCAUCGAGGUUACAAACCAUUUCAAUGCGAAUACUGCGGCAAAAAGUUUAUGCGUUCUAAUGUAUACAAACAACACAGAAGGAUACAUACAGGAGAGAAGAUGCACAAGUGUGAUUUGUGCCCAAGUGAAUUUCUUCAAAAGUAUGCCCUAAUAAAACACAUGAAAAAAGUCCACAACAUCGAAACUUUCGACAACUAAAAAUAUAACAGAAAAAACUUUAUAAUUUGUUAUUAUACUGUAUUUAACAUUUCUUACGUUCGUGUUUGCUUCGUUUUACGAAGAACAAUAUGGCGGAUUUUAGUUCACCACUCUCUUUAAAGUUAUUCUUCGUAUCGUGGCGUUAACAAUGGGCGGUGUUGACUUUGAGUGAGCGUAUAGCCGCCAACUAAGUGUAUAUUUUUCUAGAAGUUUAUUCUAGUGAUGCUAAUUUAUGUGAUUUCACAUAGCUAAAUCGUACGCCGAAAUAAAGUAGAUAAAAACUUUGUACAAGAAAUAUUUGACCUGGUUUUAUGGUGCAAAUACACUUUUAUUAUAUUUAAAGUAAAUAUAUAUUUCAAACGUGAUAUUUUUAAGGUUAUUUACAUCUUUAAUAUAUUUUGUAAAUAAAAAUUUUAUUAUUUAGUGAGGCCACGGAUGGCUAUUAUUUUAUUGAAAGAUUUAUCUCCGAGUAA